Molecule: messenger RNA, 708 nt
Organism: Carassius gibelio (silver crucian carp)
Lineage: Eukaryota; Metazoa; Chordata; Actinopteri; Cypriniformes; Cyprinidae
Product: GDP-mannose 4,6 dehydratase-like
Exons: 6
Coding region: 178-708 (176 amino acids)
Biological process (GO): GDP-mannose metabolic process
Molecular function (GO): GDP-mannose 4,6-dehydratase activity
Source: RefSeq, a predicted model, not a curated record
CUGCUCUGUGAUUGGCUGCUGAGUGCAGGUUCCUGAUGUGUCGGUCAAGCAGCUGGAGUUUCGGAUGUAUUUGCAUCAGGCUGUAUAAAAACGGUCUGCAUCCGAUCACGACAAACGAUCGCGCACAGCGGAACCAGACCCCACAGACUCUCUCCGAACCGAAACCAGCUCGAGACCAUGGCUCAGUGUUCAGCAGCGGCGGCGGUCAGUGCUGAUGUGAACGGAGACCUUAAGACGAAGAGGAAAGUGGCCAUCAUUACAGGCAUAACCGGUCAGGAUGGGUCCUACCUGGCUGAGUUUCUGCUGGCUAAAGGUUAUGAGGUUCAUGGUAUCCUCCGCAGGUCCAGCUCUUUUAACACGGGCCGGAUUGAGCACCUUUAUCAUAACCCUCAAACGCACACAGAAGGAAGCAUUGGAUCCAAUAAGGCUUACAUGAAGUUGCACUAUGGAGACUUGACGGACAGCACAUGCUUGGUAAAGAUUAUCAAUGAAGUCAAACCCACUGAAAUAUACAACCUUGGAGCGCAGAGUCACGUCAAGAAGGGCGAGAAGAGGAACGCAGCCUCUAGCGCUGACAGGGACCUGCCCACUAGAUUCCGCGCAUGGGAUCGCCUCUUAAAGGGCCAGUGCUCCCCAUCACAGCUGCCAACAGGCGAGAGGACAUGUUCAAACAAGUCACUCCAGGCACUGAGAGCCCAUAUCAGUUGA